CAAUCCCCCCUCGCAUCAUUAUUUCCACCAGAAGCACAACGGUCUUCUCUCACGCAGGAUGCCUCCUGAGUCGAAGACCGAGCCGCCGCCAGAUGAUGAGUCCGCACUCGCAUCUGUCGGUCCCAGCAAGGUCGAUGCCUUGUACAGCAAGUGCGCCGAGGCCCCGCAAGGCACUUUCUUCAUACAGCGCGAGCUCGCUAGCAUGCAGAUUGCCGAAUCCACCGGCCAGCUUCUCGCACUCCUACAGGAGCUCACUGACAGACACCUAAUGAAGUCGUUGGAGUUGCACGACGGCCAGCCAUGCUGGGUGUUGAGGACGCGAGAAGAGGCCGAAAAGCUUCGCCAGAUGUCCGCAGAUGAGCGCCUUCUAUAUCAGAUGAUUGAUGAUGCGCAGAACGAUGGCGUGUGGUCAAAGGCACUGCGCGCGAGAGCUGGUCUCACCCCACAGCGAACAAACAAGGUACUCAAAGCGCUCGAAUCGAAGGGACUGGUCAAGGCCAUCACCAACGUCAAAGUCCCCAACAAGAAGAUGUACCUUCUGAAGGAUCUGGAGCCCUCGCCAGAAAUCGCCGGAGGCCCUUGGCAAACCGACGGCGAAUACGAUCUAGCACUUAUUCAUGCCGUGUCGAAUUUGGUUGAGAAGUAUGUGAGGGAGAAGACGUGGAAGCAGGUGCCUGUGGGGAUGAAUAGGCUUCCUCAAGAUAUUGAAGAAAACCCGCGAAUGCAUAGCGUUCCCCGCAAUAUGUCGAUCCAACUCUACCCGUCGGCCAAGUCCAUUCUCCGAUAUAUCACGGAAGGGCAGUUCAUUAAGGAAAAGCGUAUAACCGAGGGCUACAUGGAAGAGCUCCUUGAUAUGAUGACGCUCGAUGGCCGCCUCGAGAAGAUGUCCGCCACAACCUAUCGCACCGCACGAGAUUCUUCGUUCGGCAUGAAUGGAUUUGUAGAGGCGCCCUGUGGAACGUGUCCGGUAUUCGAUCUGUGUGGAAACGAGGGCGAGAUCACAGCGAGUACUUGUGCAUACUUUACGGAGUGGAUAGAUGCCAGAGCAGAAGAUCGGUGACCUACAGAAGGCUACCUACAAUACGCAAAGAAAACCCAUUAGCACCCGUGGCCAAUUUAUCGCCUCUAAUCGAUUACAAGAAAGACAUUUUUCGUCCGCUUAUGCCUACCUGAAAGACUAGGAAUAGAGUUGGAAGGCACAGCACCGAGUCAAGAAUUCACGAACGCAUUGUCAGCCACUCACGCGAUCAUUCUUGUCCCCC
Lindgomyces ingoldianus is the source of this 1262-nucleotide messenger RNA. RefSeq names its product DNA-directed RNA polymeras-like protein III subunit Rpc34. Gene Ontology annotation, cellular component: RNA polymerase III complex. The record is from RefSeq and is a predicted model, not a curated record. The transcript has 2 exons. NCBI's taxonomy places the organism in Eukaryota, Fungi, Ascomycota, Dothideomycetes, Pleosporales, Lindgomycetaceae. The coding region runs from base 59 to 1060 and encodes 333 amino acids. Gene Ontology annotation, biological process: transcription by RNA polymerase III.